CCACUCAGGUCACUGUAGCAGGUUGGCGUGAAGACUUUUUCCAAUUUCCAAUUUUGACGCAGCAGACGAUAAAAAUCUGGGGUUUGGAAAUUUGGAGCUCUUUUACGUCUCAGAUUUGACUCUUCGUUUUGCUAGGCAACAAAGAUGGCGGACAAAGACGAAGCACAGACGAAGAGACCCAAGCCAACAAAAAAGAAAGGGCUCCCUCCGAUUUCUCCACGAGCCAAUGCAGACGAGAAUGACGAAACAGAUAAAAUAAAACCUGUCAAGAGGAAGCCCAGAAAAAAAGCUUCUGCCUCUGGGGCCAACGAGCAACCAUCAUCGCCAACUUCGGACCCAGGAAACGGAGAGGUGAAGCCCGUUGCUGUGAGACGCAGGAAGCGCUCACCGAGUCAGAACCAGGGAGGAGGAGGAGGAGGGGAGGGAGCGCCGGCCGGUGACACCACGACCACAACGCCCAGGAAGAAAAAGAGAAGGCCAAAGCAGACAACUGCAGAGGAGCCAGAUCCAAGUCAGAAUGCCGAAUCAUCUCAGCCAACGACAGAUCCCCAAGGCAGCAAAACCAGCCUCAUCAGCAAAGACGGAGAGACCCCACGCAAAAAGGCAGGUGGAAAGAAAAAGAAGAAAGUGAAGAAAGCUUCCGCUGAGGCAGUUGACGAAGAUGAUUAUGGGGAAAGUCCAUGGGCGGAAGAUCUCCGCACGAUGCACGAUGACAUCAUCACAGGAAGCCAGGACGGGGAGGAGGACGGGGAGGAGGGGGAGGCCAGGGGGGCCGGCACCAAGAAAGUCACCAACAUGUUUGUGGCUGCCCCGAUUCUCAAGAGCCAGCCUCUGGAGAAAAUUUUCAUCGAAACCAGCAAUUUGACAUCGGGAACCCAACGCGUCGGUUUGUCCUGCGAGCCGUCACGCUACAGAACGGGGCGGUGUCCAUUCUCUUCUGCCUGGUUGCCCUGGUGCUGAACACGGUGGCCAUUCGCUACGAGGACCGCAUGAGUCUGUACCGAGACUACGUGGACCUCUACUCUGGGGACAACGUAAGCCAGGCAGUGAGCGGUUUCACGACCCCGCCCAACUUUAUGAAGGAGGAGGAGAUCGCGACUUUCCAAAGUGUCAACACGGCUCGCUGCGUGUUCAUCGUCCUCAGCUGGUUUGUCCUGUCUGUCACGCCAAACUCGGACCGCCUGGGCAAAAGUCUGCGCUCCGGCCGCACGGGGCUCGAGAGAGAGGUGGAGAUGGACAGAGUGUCGUCGGCCUGAUGGCGCAUCACAGGAGGGGGAAGUACCUGGCACAUCGGGGGACAUUGCUGGCACAUCGGGGGACAGAUCGGGGGACAUAGCUGACACAUUGGGGGACAGAUCGGGGGACAUAGCUGGCACAUCGGGGGACAUAGCUGGCACAUCAGGGGACAUAGCUGGCACAUCGGGAGACAGAUCGGGGGACAUAGCUGGCACAUCGGGGGACAGAUCGGGGGACAUAGCUGGCACAUAGGGGGACAGAUCGGGGGACAUAGCUGGCACAUCGGGGGACAGAUCGGGGGACAUAGCUGGCACAUCGGGGGACAUAGCUGGCACAUCAGGGGACAUAGCUGGCAAAUCGGGGGACAGAUCGGGGGACAUAGCUGGCACAUCGGGG
This is a messenger RNA of Aplysia californica (California sea hare), 1632 nucleotides long. Its product is annotated as transmembrane protein 237. Gene Ontology annotation, biological process: cilium assembly. The record is from RefSeq and is a predicted model, not a curated record. Gene Ontology annotation, cellular component: ciliary transition zone. NCBI's taxonomy places the organism in Eukaryota, Metazoa, Mollusca, Gastropoda, Aplysiida, Aplysiidae.